This is a messenger RNA of Ilex paraguariensis (yerba mate), 210 nucleotides long. NCBI's taxonomy places the organism in Eukaryota, Viridiplantae, Streptophyta, Magnoliopsida, Aquifoliales, Aquifoliaceae. The record is from the annotation of a GenBank genome assembly.
AUGCCACAGAGUGGAUCGACGAAAAAGCACGCACCAGAUCAGCUGGAAAUUGGUGGGCCCACUCCAAAAUCGCAGCGCAUCAAAAUGGGUAAAUCUUCGGACGACAAUGAGAAUAAGAACUUGAGUAAGAAACUCAAAGAGCUUGAAAUUAGUGUUCCGAUAGUGUACGGUAACGUUGCAUUUUGGCUUGGUAAGAAGGCGAGCGAGUGA